AUGCGAAUCCCAUGCUACGGCCGGUCGAUGUUUCCAGAAGAAAAAAUCCAACGAGAAGUUUCCGUGAUGCGUUUUCUCGAGUUUCAUACCUCUAUCCCAGUUCCUCAUAUCCUUCGUUAUGGCAUGGCCGAGGAGAGUCCAGAUGAACUGGGGCCGUUCAUUAUCAUGGAGUAUAUCGACCACAAGUACGACCUCAUCGACGCACUGAAUACACCGGGAAUCCCAGAUGACGAGCGGCCAAUGCUAGACCCUCAGAUCGCGGAGGAACGGCUCAUUUUUGCUUACGGUCAAAUGGCCGGUAUCAUGCUUCAGCUAUCGAAGCACACAUUCGCCGAGAUCGGCUGUAUAGCCCGAGCCAACGAGGAUGACGACUUUGACGACGUGUGGGUUGUGAAACACCGUCCAUUGACGUUAAACAUGAACGAGCUCGUCCAAGUGGGAAAUUUUCCUCCCCACCUCCUUCCUGAUGGUCCUUUUCCGACCUCGUCAUCCUACUACCGGGCCCUUGCUGAUAUGCACCUUGCCCACCUGGUGACUCAGCGCAAUGACGCCGUUGCCUCACCCGAGGACUGCAGAGCAAACUGUAUCGCAAGAUUUCUGUUCCGGAAGCUUGCACGGGAGGGUCGGUUCUGCAAGUACCACGAACGGGGCCCGUUCAAGCUGUUUUGCGACGACUUCCGUCCUGCAAAUGUGCUGACAAAUGCGGAAUUCCAGGUCGUUGGGGCAGUCGAUUGGGAAUAUACCUAUGCAGCACCACUGGAAUUCGCUUACAGCGCCCCAUUCUGGCUGUUGCUCGACCUGCCUGAAUACUGGCCAGGAGGGCUGGAUGACUGGACAAAUGUCUAUGAGACCCGCCUGGGGACUUUGCUCAGGGUACUCGAAGAGAGAGAGAAGGUGGCAAUCGAUCGUGGGCUGUUGUCCGAAGAACACCGUCUCUCCACAUACAUGAGGGAGGCUGGGAGAGUGGAGAUUUCUGGAUUCUAUGGCGAUGGGAAUCUCGACGAUCGUCUCCACCUACUGACUGUGGAAGAAAGGCAAGAGGUAGACGACAUAGUGCAGAAAAAGAUGAAGAAAAAGGAGGAGAGGAAACUAACAGACUGGGCAUUGAGUCGCCAUGUUGAACACCCCUAG
Messenger RNA from Aspergillus fumigatus Af293, 1131 nucleotides. RefSeq lists its product as uncharacterized. The transcript has 2 exons. The record is from RefSeq and is a predicted model, not a curated record. NCBI's taxonomy places the organism in Eukaryota, Fungi, Ascomycota, Eurotiomycetes, Eurotiales, Aspergillaceae. The coding region runs from base 1 to 1131 and encodes 376 amino acids.